Messenger RNA from Naegleria lovaniensis, 1755 nucleotides. RefSeq lists its product as uncharacterized. The transcript has 3 exons. The record is from RefSeq and is a predicted model, not a curated record. The coding region runs from base 1 to 1755 and encodes 584 amino acids. Lineage: Eukaryota; Heterolobosea; Eutetramitea; Acrasida; Naegleriidae.
AUGUCUUCGACUGCGCAACAAUCAAGAACUCAAUCUGUUACCUAUGAGGAAUCUCUCACCUUGAUGAGGAAUUUAAUGCGAACAGCCAUCUCCUCCGUUUGCUAUUUGAGAAAUAUAUUCCCCGAGGAUUGCUUUCAAGAUAAAAGCCUUAGUGGUAUCAAUAUCAAGUCUCUUCAGCCGGCCAAUGAUGAGGCUCGAACUUUGAUUGAUUGGCUUGAGAAGGGAGUAUUUGAAGCACUCAAGAAAAAGUAUUUGAGAGUCAUUAUAUUUGGUGUUUGUUCUGAUCCCUCUAACGAGAUGGAAAGUAUGAUUGAAAGUUAUGAGUUCAAGAUCACGUAUCCAGACAGAGAGGGAGCUCAGGUCAAUGUUUCAAGAGUAGAAAACAACCAGACCAAUAAGAAAGUGGGAAUUAAGUGUGGUCAAACAAAGCAAGAAAUUACUCAAUCAAUGAUCAUGAUGCUGAGGACUCUUAUUACUCUUGCUCAGACGCUUCAACCAAUUCCUGAAACAAGAUACAUCACCAUGAAGCUGUUAUAUUAUGAGGACAUCACUCCUGCUGAUUAUGAACCAGCCUUUUUCAGAGCUUUGCGAGAGGAAGAAUCAAAACAAUUCAACAAGGACUUUGUAAAGCUUAAAAUUGGUCAGGUUGAAACCCAAUAUCACAGUUUGAAUAUUAGAGUAAGGACCAUGUCAGAAAAUUUUGAAUGUGACGCUGAAGGCAAAAACGAAACAACAAGCAAUGAAGAAUCACAUAACGUUGCAUCCUUCCCUCUUGAGAAGAACCAUGACUCAACACCUACUGCCUCUCAAUGGACCGUUCGUGUUCAGGAACAGAAAAAAGCGGACCAGGUGAUGUCGGUAUCAAAAAGCGAACAAGCUCGUGAUGACAAUGAAAGCGAUGCCACUCAACUUUCACAGGAGGAAUUGGCUUCCAACAACGCUGAUGAAGAAAUGAAAAAGUUAAGUAAGGAAAUAGAGAGAGUUGGCCUCUUUUCUUUCACCACAAAGGAUGUGAAAACUAUGUUUUCAAAGAUAUCUGCCUUAAGGAAUGAAGAUAUUAUUGCUUUUAUUGAAAAGAAACGAAAAGAUGCUGUCAAAGAAAUGGAAGAUCAGGAGAGGUCUUAUGUGAAAGCACUUGCCUUUGUUCUGUCAGAAGAAUACAUCACUGUCAGUGCUUUAUCAUCUGAGGUUGGAAUUAGCACUUACCUAGCCACAAAGUUGUUAACAAGAAUGGAAAAGGAGAACUAUGUAAAGGCAGCAAGCAACAAGAGAAAAGGUAAGAAAGUUAUUCCUCAUGAAGGAAAGCUAAAGGAGGUAAUGGAAAUGUUGAGCUACAUUAACAACGAAAUCAAAGAUUCAACGAAAGAAGCGACCCAUUCCAACACAAAGAACAAGUUACCAGCUCAAAAAGAACCAAACUCUGAUAGCGAGCAAGAGGAAGAAGAUUUAACAGCAAAGAACGGCAAGAAGAAGAGCAUCACUCCCUUAGAUAGGAUGUCCAAAAAACAAGAAGAAGUAAGGAAGAACUCAGAAGAUCUUCCAAAAACAACUGGAGUGAAAAGAAAGACCAUUUCUCAGUUUGAAGUGAGCUAUAGUCAAGACGGUCUUUGCCAACAUCCACAAGCUUCUUUCAAUAUGGAAGAAUAUAGUCAGAGAGCUCUUCCCAACCACAACAAAGUUAGUACCGUUGUUGAACCAAUUCAACAAAAGAAGAGAAAAUUUUACAGAGAUCCCAAAAAGCUUUCCUCCAUGUGA